Molecule: messenger RNA, 9759 nt
Organism: Cuculus canorus (common cuckoo)
Lineage: Eukaryota; Metazoa; Chordata; Aves; Cuculiformes; Cuculidae
Gene: PIK3R1
Product: phosphoinositide-3-kinase regulatory subunit 1
Exons: 16
Coding region: 571-2745 (724 amino acids)
Biological process (GO): insulin receptor signaling pathway; phosphatidylinositol phosphate biosynthetic process
Cellular component (GO): phosphatidylinositol 3-kinase complex
Molecular function (GO): 1-phosphatidylinositol-3-kinase regulator activity; protein binding
Source: RefSeq, a predicted model, not a curated record
CCUCCUCUGUCAAUCAACGUAGGGGGCGGUGCGGGGGCGGCUGGAGCGCGGCUGAAGCACUGGGGGAGCCGAAGCGCGGCGCGGAGAGAGCGGGGCGGCGGUGGUGGGACCGUGGCGGUGGUGGCACCGCCGCUGAGGAAAAGCAUGUAUGCAGAGUUCAGUGGCAGAUUAUUUAAGGUACGUGGGCAAUCCGUGGCAAGUACAUCUGAAGAAAGUAUGACUAGCUGCAAGAAUCGGCUGAACUUGAGCAUGGAGACCCAGAAGAGCCAGCAAGCCCAGGAAAGGAAAUAGUUGGAGGAAUAUUGCUAGACAUAGAAGAAGUUGUUGGACAUAUACUUCUGCAACAAUCACUGACUCAGAAUAACUGCAUUUGUAAGAAUAUCAGCAGUGAAAUGACAGGGCCUGGUGCUUUUUGAUUUUCUAGUGGAUUUUGUUACUUAGGCAUUGCUAUUGACAUUUUUAUUAUCUCAUUUAGUACAUACUGAAUCUCUCUGUACAUAAAAAUAUAACUGGACAAUUGCAUUUUUAUACUGUUUAAUAACACUUUUGAAUGUUAAAUCGUUUGCCAAGAUGAGUGCUGAAGGAUAUCAAUACAGAGCUUUAUAUGACUACAAAAAAGAGCGAGAAGAGGACAUCGACUUGCACUUGGGAGAUAUAUUAACUGUGAAUAAAGGUACCUUACUAGCGCUUGGAUUCAGUGAAGGGGAAGAAGCAAAGCCUGAAGAAAUUGGUUGGUUAAAUGGCUUUAAUGAAACCACAGGGGAGAGGGGGGAUUUCCCAGGAACUUAUGUAGAGUACAUUGGAAGAAAAAAAAUAUCCCCUCCAACUCCAAAGCCUCGUCCUCCUCGACCUCUUCCUGUAGCACCAAGUUCUGCAAAAAGUGAAGCAGAGAGUGAGCAACAAGCUUUUUCACUUCCAGAUCUUACAGAACAGUUUGCACCUCCUGAUGUUGCUCCACUGAUUCUUAUCAAGAUAGUGGAGACAAUUGAAAAGAAAGGUCUGGAGUGCUCGACAUUGUAUGCAACACAAAGCUCAAGCAGCUCAGCAGAAUUAAGACAAAUUAUUGAAUGUGAUGCCUCUUCAUUGGAUUUAGAGGCAUUUGAUGUGCACACUUUAUCAGAUGCUCUCAAGAGGUAUCUCCUGGACCUGCCAAAUCCUGUCAUUCCAGCAGCUGUUUACAGUGACAUGAUCUCUGUAACUCAAGAAGUGCAGAGCUCAGAGGAAUAUGCUCAGUUGCUGAAGAAACUCAUCAGAUCUCCAAAUAUACCUCCCCAGUAUUGGCUCACACUCCAGUAUUUGCUCAAACAUUUCCUCAGAGUUUGUCAAGCCUCCAGCAAAAAUCUUUUGAAUACAAGGGCUUUGGCUGAAAUUUUCAGCCCUCUGCUUUUCAAAUUUCAGACUGCAAGCUCUGAUAAUACUGAACACCACGUAAAAAUCCUUGAGGUUUUAAUCACCAGUGAAUGGAAUGAGAGACAGUCUGUACCAGCACUGCCUCCUAAGCCACCAAAGCCUAAUACUGUAACUAACAACGGCUUGAAUAACAACAUGUCAUUACAAGAAGCUGAAUGGUAUUGGGGAGAUAUCUCAAGAGAAGAAGUAAAUGAGAAGCUUCGAGACACUGCUGAUGGUACCUUUUUGGUACGGGAUGCUUCAACCAAAAUGCUUGGGGACUACACACUUACACUAAGGAAAGGAGGAAAUAACAAAUUAAUCAAAAUAUUUCAUCGAGAUGGAAAAUAUGGCUUUUCUGACCCAUUAACUUUCAACUCUGUGGUUGAGCUAAUAAAUCACUACCGGAAUGAAUCUUUAGCCCAGUAUAAUCCUAAGUUGGAUGUAAAAUUACUUUAUCCAGUAUCUAAGUACCAACAGGAUCAGGUUGUGAAAGAGGAUAGCAUUGAGGCUGUGGGAAAGAAAUUACACGAAUAUAAUACCCAGUUCCAAGAAAAAAGCCGAGAAUAUGACAGACUCUAUGAAGACUACACAAGAACAUCUCAGGAAAUUCAAAUGAAAAGAACAGCUAUCGAAGCGUUUAAUGAAACCAUAAAAAUAUUUGAAGAGCAGUGCCAGACACAAGAAAGAUACAGUAAGGAGUACAUUGAAAAAUUUAAGCGGGAAGGCAAUGAGAAAGAAAUACAAAGAAUUAUGCACAACUAUGAAAAGCUGAAGUCUCGGAUAAGUGAAAUUGUGGACAGCAGGCGUAGAUUAGAAGAGGAUUUAAAGAAGCAAGCAGCUGAAUAUAGAGAGAUAGACAAGCGUAUGAACAGCAUUAAGCCAGACCUCAUACAGCUGAGGAAGACGAGAGAUCAGUACUUGAUGUGGCUGACUCAAAAAGGUGUUCGGCAAAAGAAGCUAAAUGAAUGGCUUGGAAAUGAAAAUACAGAAGACCAGUACUCUAUGGUAGAAGAUGAUGAAGACUUGCCUCAUCAUGAUGAGAGAACAUGGAAUGUGGGAAAUAUCAAUAGAAGCCAAGCUGAAAAUCUGCUGCGGGGAAAGCGAGAUGGAACAUUCCUUGUUCGAGAGAGCAGCAAACAAGGCUGCUAUGCCUGCUCUGUUGUGGUGGAUGGAGAAGUAAAGCACUGCGUGAUAAACAAAACACCUACUGGGUAUGGAUUUGCAGAGCCAUAUAACUUGUACAACUCGCUCAAAGAAUUGGUGCUACAUUAUCAACACACGUCACUUGUGCAGCACAAUGACUCUCUCAAUGUCACACUAGCCUACCCAGUAUAUGCACAGCAGAGGCGAUGAAGAUCUUAGUACUCUGCGUUGUUUGGUUGUUUUCUAAAGAUCUGACAACAUUGAGGCCUCUGGAGAGAGAAGGCUCCUUUCAGCCGUACUCAAGAUUUUGAGCUGUGGUAUCAAAGCUAUCUGUCUUCAGAUGGGACUAGAGCUUUUCUUCACAACUGCAGUGGGAAAGAUCACAGUAUUAAGCUGUGAAUGUACAUUUCUAAUCUGAAGUGCUUUUUUUUUUUUUAAAUUAAGAAAAGAAAACACAAGAGAGAAAAAUCCUAAUCUGAUCUCCCUGCAGGGACAUAGAGGCCUUUAACCAUGGUGCUUGUUUACGACCACUUCUGAAGCUUUACCAGCUAGAAUAUUGGAUUGUCCAGAUACAAGGUGUAAGAGCUCUUUUUCAUUCGGUUAUUGGAAUUUCAUGGUCACAGCUUGGCUUGGAUUUGGUGUUGCUGCACCCAGUGGAUCCGGACACACAGCAUUGUGGAUUCUUUUGGUUCCUAGUGAAUGCUAUGUAGCAGAAUGGCACUUUGGUUUCUAAGGGACACUUUAAAAGAACUUCAGUUACAGUAUGCUGUUCAGAGUAAAUGUAGUAGCAAAGUGCCAGGAAGGGUUUGGUUUAGGUGUUUAAAAAUCCUGUUUUAAGAAUAUAUUUAAGCCUGAAGAAAACAGGACUUUCAGUGGCAUACAGUAGAUAAUAAUGUAAAUAGUAUUGGAUGACUAAUUGUCAUUGGUGGAAAGUAUCAAUACCAAACUGCUUCUCUUUUCCUUUUUCUGUUUGCUGAGAGCUGAAUUCUUAGACUGUGCUAUGCAAUACUCAAUUUUCUUUAGGCUGUAGUCUUUUCUCAAGCAUAUCUACAGGUUAAGCUUGUUUUUCUUUCCUUGUCAUCUUUCUUCUUUCUUUUGCCUGAGAAUAUUUUUCCUGAUUAUUAUUUUUUGUUAUUCGUUUUGUUCUUUGUGGUUUUUUUUAAAAAAAAUGUACAGGAAGCCAGCAAUUGUUGGCUGUGAAAUACUUUCCAAUUUUCUUUGCAUAGAAUAUUGAGCUGCUAGCUCAAAGUUUAAAACAUUGGUAAGUUUGGGGUUUUUUUUUACAAAAUAAUUUGUUGGGCAGUGCCUGAUAAGCUUCAAAGCUGCUUUAUUCAAUAAAAAAUAUAUGAACAUUAUAAAAUAUCACUGAGUCCAACAAUAUUGUUUUGGAGAUAUCUUUAGAAUACGGUACCAUGCUAUAUUUGCUUCUUGAAGCAUUUUGCAUUUCUGUCAUGAUUGUCUUUGUAUUUGGAAGAUGAAAAACUAUGUAUCCUUCUCUGUUAGCCAUUGCGAAAAAAAAACAAAACACAAAGGAAAUUUGGCUACUGAGAUAGAUAGUUUGGAUUUCAGAAUGAAUCCACUCUUCAUAGUAAAUAAAUGACUUCUUGACCUACUGCAACAGAAUUUUUAUCAGCAUGUAAUGGUAUUUUCAUUUCAUAUGAAGGAAGUUUCUCUAAUUGUUGCCUAGGUUUGUUUUUUAUAUUGGGAAAAAAAAGGCUCCCAUCUUUACUGAGAGUGUCUGGAUAUAACGUAGAGCUAAUUAAGACUGGAAAAUUUCUGUUUUAAAAAUGAUUAGGCUGUCACAUUUAACAUUUUGGAUUUGUUUUUGUAAGCUUGCAGGAUUAGGCAUAAUCAAAGUGAACACUUCUGUAAUUUCAGCCACCAGAGAUUUUACAAAAUGAUGGCUUAGUUAAAGAAAACAAGUAAGUGAAUCUCACUAGAGCAAACUUACUAGGAAUUCUGGGACAAUUUAAUAUGGGUGGUUUGCAAUGAUUAUUUAUUGUCCUGACCACCGAGGAAGUUCAUAUGUUGCAAAUCGAUAAAGUAAUGAAGUUCAGAGAAAUCUUCAAAAACCUUUGACUAGUGAACAUACAAAUUUUUCUCCUCUCAAGAUGCAAGGGCAAGGUCCUUUAAUAGUAAAGAAAGUUGCAUACACAAUCAGAAGAGCAAAACCACUGGAGUUCCCUCUUAAUAGCUCUGUUAUAGAGAUACACGUUUUAAUUCAAAGUAUGUAGUGCUUGUUAAGCUAUUUGAAAUAAUAAGGUAUUUGCCAGUCUCUAGUAGUUUUUAUAUUAUCUUUUAAUUUUUAUGUUAUUCCUUCAUUUCUGAGGCUGUAAGUUGUUUGAUUUUAUUUUGAUUUUGUGCUGUUUUUCUGGUGGAUUGUCUUUGCUUUCCUAUAGAUGUAUUUUCUUACUAGAAUUUAUAUCAGGAAACAAGAAUCAACAAUAUUAAUGUAUGGGGAUAGUCAUCAUUUACACAAUUAUUCUGAAUACUGUUUUCUGAAUAGAACUUUAGUCUUCAUCCUUUCCCUUCCUCAUUCCACACUCUUUUCAGGCCUGUAGGACCAUGUAAAUUUGGUUUAUUAAUAACUGGUUUUGACUAUGAAAAGCACCAACUAUUACUCGCAUGCCAGUUAUACUACUGGGCUUGAAGUUACAAACUAGUUCAGUAUACAACCAUUUUAACACUUGUAGCAAUCCAAGAUAUUCUUUGGACAUAUUAAUUUUUGAAUGUUUAAUAUUUUAAGAGUAAAAUUGUAUUUUUUCUCUAUAAGCAAGAUAUAUGUGAUCUGAAUUGAUGUUUCAUGUAGCAUUUGUCAAGAAACGUAUUGUAGAUGGGGCAUUUGGAUCUUAUUUUCCUCAUGUUAAGAAAACCUCUGCUGUCAGUGGGCCGUAUCCUUAGCAUGCCCAGCCCAGUAUGGGGUAUCAUUUGUUUCCAUCAUGCUGUACAACUUCUCUUCCAUCCUUGGUUAUAGCAGAGAAAAAAAAUUGUGUGUGAGCAAAUUUGGCACUCAUUUUCUUGCACAAGCAACAAUGAGAAAUAAGCACUAUGUUGUGGGGAUAAGUGUUAGGGUUUCCUAAGGGGAAGUUCUACCUACACAGGGUCUGUGCAAUUUGCAAGGAUGACUUACGCCCUCAAAUUGGCAUAAGUGGGUUUUCUUUGGUACUUACGUAUUGUGUGGCCUCCGCACUUCCCUCUUUUCUUAAUGCACAGAGCUAUGUCCUGCCAAAGGCCCUGUUCACUACGGAGCUGUUUGUCCUUAAUUUACUAUACUGUUCAUUCCAGUUUUGAUUUGAUCUCAAGUAGGCUAAUAUAAACAGAAAAAAAGCACAUGGAUAUAAUUGAAGAAACAUGAUGCUUUUCUGUAUUUCUAGUAACAUGUAGUUUACCAUCUAAUAUGAUUCAAGAGCAGGAUUUGUUUUGUUACAUUUUUUUAUUUGGGGAAUUUUUUUGGGUUUUUUUUUUUUUUUUGAAUCCCAGAGUUAUGCUGCACUGUAGCAGCACUUUCACAAGGCCUUUGAAAAGUUAUGAGAGAUCACAGAGAACCAAGACCCACAAGCAAAAUCAGUAGUUUCUGAUUUCCUUAAGUUGAAAUUUGAAUUUGCAGAUUUGGGGAUAUGUGCAUAUGUGUGCACACUUACUGUGUAUAUGUAUGAAUAGAUACCUGUAUAGGUGCAUUUUCACCAGACGUGAUCAUUUUGCUGAAUUCAGUAACUGGUACUAUUAACUUCAUUAAAAGGCACACACAUAUGCACACUAGACCUUUGUGGGUGCAGCAUUUUUCCAACUACAGUUAGUAAACCAAGUUUCUGCUGUGUUGUUGGAUUUUUUCUUUUUUUUAUCUAAGGAAUCUUGUUAAGCAGUCCUUAAAACCAAAUCUUCAGAUUUUCUGUUUGGUUUCAGCUGUUCUGUAGUGAAGAAAUGGCUUUGUCUUGUAAUUGGCAAUGAAAUAAUAAUGCUUGGAAAAACAUUCAGAUGCUUCUAAUGGGGAAAACUUAUGCCGAUUUUCACACAGUGCUUUUGCUAUGCAUGGUAUUAAGUUGGGAAAGUGAAUCCUGAUGAUAUUUUUUUUCAGGGUCACUUCAGAAAUGGGCAGCUCAAAGUACAAUGCCUCCCAUGGGACAAGGUUCCAAGGUGCAACAUUUUACAUUGAAUCAUGUUGUAUUUACUGAAGUUGAAGACUAAAGUGGACUGUGGGAGUUGGUAUCGUUACAUUGCACUUGUCCUAAUGAGACAGCAUUAGCUGCCCAAGAUGCUGCUAUUUUUUUUAUUCUUGUUUUUAAAAAUAAGGCUCUGUUCUGUUAAAUGUCUUUGAAACAUUAGAAUUAGUUUGUUUAAAAAUGGUCUUUGACAGGUGGAGGGUAAAGUAGGUUGUAAGUUGCCUUUACAAGGCAGCAAUGAAAAUGUGCCUCCUUGGAAUUUUGUUCGAGCUAUAGAGUUGAUGGAGCUGUGUCUUGUUUUUAAGUUGCUUUAAAAAUUGUAAUAAGUCUCCAAGCAGAAUAAAGGUUGUUUUAAAACUGCAUUUCAGUUGUUGAGGCUUCAUUGAGGACUGAGAUGUCUGUCUGCCAGCAUCUGACUUCCUGUCUUUAUGCGGACUGCUUUGAAAAUGAGAUCCAAAUACUCGUAUUAUUAGAGGGGACUAGGGAGCAAAUAAUUUCAACUGACUCACAGCCAUCUACUGUAUUGAACUGAAUGAGGCAGCUGACUAGCUCCAGAAUAGUCUCAUGUCAAACAAUGCCAAAAUGACAGUUCUUCUCAUCUCAUCUUCUUGUAAAAGUAGUAUUUAUUAUCUGUGAUCUGCUUUUUACACUGCAGAUGAAGUUCUGGCUCUUUUAAAUCAGUGUGAGUUUUGUCACUGAUUUCCGUGAAGCCAGUCUGUCAGCCUUUGUAGCUAGAAGUGAUUUAUCAUCUUCAUGGUUGCAUCUAAUUGUAAAAACAAACAUGAGAAUGAAGAAGAGUGAGGAACUGAGGGAGAUAUUGGGCAAGACUCAUUCUGAGCAUGGUUUUCAUCCCCUCAUUAUUGGUAUGUGGUAUCUGGCUUUUUCAAGCCCAUAUCUUGCCCCCGGAGAGGUCCUCCAGGGAAAUCGGCCAACCCCUGUGGAAGAGGAAAGGGAUUCCUAUUCUUGUUCUGUUCAAUGUUUCCAUUCCAAAAUCUGCCCACAAUUUUGCUUACAAUAGUCACAUAAUAGCCCCUGACUGAGGUACUUGGGUAGCACAGGCUUGAAAUAAAUACUAAGAGUCACAACAUUGUCACCGGCCCUUAGAGUUUCUUAUAAGAAACAUGGAUUUAAGGCUAUUAUUGAUAUUUUUAACCCACUUAAUAGAAACUGGGACUAGAUCACCAAAGAACGUAUCGGUUGCAGGUAUUCUCAUUUGCUAUGCUGAUUCUUUUAAACAGGUGUUUUUUAAAUAAUUUAUCUCAUUCCUGCUCCUGAACCAGUGUUGAAUAACACAAAGUCUUCUGCAGACAGUAGAGCUCAACAUUAAAAAUAAGGUUAGCUAGGUCAUGGAUCGUGCAUUAUCCAUCAUCAGCUACUGAGGAUAAUUAUGACUGACUGAUCAUAAACAGCAGAAGUAUACAGACUGGCAGAUUUCGUGUGCAUGUCAUACAUUGCAUAGAAAUUACUCUUUGCAAACUAAAAAAUAGUUCACAAAAAUGUCAUUCUAUUUUUAUUAUCUGCAGAUAAACACACACCCACUUUCCCUCUCUGUCUUUUGCUAAUGCUUAAUGGUCAUUUUCAUAGGGACUAUGAAAAACUGCUCAAAUAUAUCUUUUUGCGGCUACAAGUGGGUGUGAUAUUUUUAAAGCUUGAGAAUGCUCAUCAUGGUGGUUUUUUUUAUCCCCAAGACAAUUGACUGAUUGUGAAGUCAUGUGCAAAUCAACUUCACACAAAUUCAUUUGUCUGUGCUGCAAAGCCAGAGAGGGAAGAGGAGAUUUAACUUCUUGUUAUUGCCUUGCCCAGGCUUUGCUGAAGAGACAGGUGGCACCUCAUCCACUCAUCACUCAGCCUCCAGCACCCAGGAGGACACCUCCUUCAGCCAACCAACCUGGCCUGCUGUAAAUCGUAUCUCAGCUGUGAUCAGCAGGCUGGUGAGCAAGGGUGGCUUCGGAAGGCAAAGGUCCCUGUAGAGCAAAUAGACCCAAGCAGGGAGACCAGGAGAGCCCACGUGGGUGUCUGUGGAUGGCUCUGCAUGGACAUACACAGGCACUCCCACGGCUGAGCUGCAGGUGGGGACCCCAAGGCACGAAAUGGCAGCGUGAAGAGACCCCUGUGGCAGCAUUGCUGAGGCCCCCUGGCCCCUUCUUGCUGCCCUUAGCAGACUCCCAUAUGGGCAGCACUGCCUUACGCCAUGGGGAAGAGCCCCACCAGUUCACACAGGGAUGCUUUUGGGAUUAUCAUGUUUAGGAUACACUUUUUACACUAGGGGCCCUCAUUUAGAGUGUGGAAACUGAUGAAGUGGCAAACAGUGAGGUCCUGCCAGAGUCCCUGGCUGGAAAGAUGGCUAAAAAUAAGCAGUUCUGCUUCCCCUGUCAGAUAGCAGGAGGGAGCUGGAUCAGACAGGCUUCCUGUCAGAUGUGAGCUGUACAAAAGGCGAUAGACAUUCAGUACCGCCUCUGAAACAACAAAAAGCAUGAACUGUGGGAGUGAUGCAGAGGACAUAGUUGAAGUGUUUCUCUUUUUUUAAUCCCUUUGAGGACCAGUGUCCUCAAAUACAUAGACUACCAAAAAUAGAAAGUCUGUAGGGACUUCUGGGUAAACAGAUAUCUAUUGAUCAGCCACUAUUCAAACUUUGGAUAAUCUUUGCAGGGACCAGCAUUUUAACCUCUGAACAGCAAUCAGAUAACAAGAAACAUCCUGACAAUUCUUUGAAAAAGCAGGUUUUAUCUAUGUCUGUGCCAGACCAUGUUUCCUGCCAGAAAAGCAUUGCAAGGACACCUCUUGUUUCACUGUUCUUUCCUCUACAAAGAAAUUACUUUUACAUAUUAAAACGGUAGACGUUUAGGCCUCUGAUUUAAACAUGAGCAAAUAUUGACAGGAGAAAAAUUUAACAGGUAGCACAGAAAAGGAUUUAAAACCUGCUGUCCUCUGGUCUUUGAACAAACAAUAUUGACAAAACCAGACAUGCAUAUAGUUAAUUCAGAUGAUGAUUUCACUGUCAUGUGUCUGAUAUUCCUAAAUUCAUUAGAAGAUUUAGCCUGAGAAGAAAGAUAAUGAAUUAAUA